AUUAAUCCAUUUAUAAAUGUUCAGAAAUCAGAAAUCCAUCAACGAAUCUACGAUUUUGUCGCAAUUGCAGGAGAUCUGCACAUAUAGAAAUGUCGACAUCUAGACCAGUAACUCCGGCUUCUCCUCGAUUAAUUAAGAUUAAAUCGCCACAACCUGGAGUUCCUAAAUAUGGCUGUCAGCAUAUUCAACAACUAUUGAAUCCGGCUCAUGAUGAACGUAUGAGAAAUACAAUUACAUAUUAUAAGAAUUGUUUGAGAGUGGUUCUAGAUAACACACCAAUUGUACCUCAGACAUCUAAGACGCCAAAAGGCCCGCCCCUCACUUCUCUGACGCCAAAUUACCUCUGUUUGCAAUGUGAACGAACGGCUACGGCUCAGGAUCAUGUAAAGCAUGGCCAGGAGACUUCGCAUAGAUUUUAUGUUGAAUCAAGGACGGGAGCUUUGUUUUGCCAAAUGUGCAGUGAUUUCGUAUGGGAUCCUACACUAGAGGAAUUGAGAGUGCGCAAAAUUGGUACUGGGUCUUUUUCUAGUCGGAAGCGAAAACAUGAUGAACUUUUUACAGACGCCACCAAAGAUGACCCAAGAUUUAUAUCUACAAAUACAAUGUCAGCUCCUUGUAGAGCAAGUGGUGUUAGGGGUAUCUAUAAUAUGGGAGCCACCUGUUACAUGAACGUCAUUCUCCAAUCUUUCGUUCAUAAUCCUCUGCUUCGAAAUUUUUACCUCGGAGACGGUCACCAAGCAAGCGAAUGCGAACAAAAGAAUUGUAUGAGUUGCGCUAUGGAUGAUAUGUUCCAAGAUUUCUAUUCGCAAGAGAUUACAACAGGAUAUUCAGCCUCGAAUAUACUUGCUAGCUUUUGGCUUUCAAAGAGAAAAGCAUACGAAGAAUUGGCAAGUAAUAAAGAGCAAGACGCUCAUGAGUUCUUCCAAUUUCUUACCGAGGAGUUGCACGAAAUUAAUGGUGGAUCACGAGCAAGCGAUCCAGAGGAUAGCAGCCCAAAUCCUAAGCGAUCAAAAAUGGAUCAAGGCUGCAAAUGCAUCGUCCACCAGACAUUUUAUGGGAAGCUCCAAAGCACUAUCACAUGUCAGAAUUGCGGAGACGUGAAUACAUCGGUCGAGUCCUUCCUAGAUCUAAGUUUAGGUCUUGAUGUUAUUCAGAAAAAGAGCAAGCUAAAAGCAGCCACUGGCACGAUAAGUCUCCAACGUUGUCUAGACGAAGAGUAUAUUCGACCUGAACGUUGCGAGUAUUCAUGUAAUCAAUGCGAUACUUCAGAGGCAAAGAAGCAACUUAGUAUCAAAAGCCUACCCAACGUAUUGUGUAUUCAACUUAAGCGCUUCAAACAAGACCCCAGAGGUCUGGCUUCAAAGAUCGAUACUACUGUCACCUUUCCACUUCAAUUACACAUGCUUCCUUACACCAAUCGUGCUCGUGGUGUAGACACGAAGAACAAUUUUGAGCUAGCCAGAUCGUGUACUUAUGAUUUGCAGAGUGUUGUGGUUCAUGUUGGAAACUUGGAAACUGGUCACUACGUAUCCUACUCUCGAGUCGGAAAUCAGUGGUUUAAGUUCAAUGACCAUAAUGUUACGUUGGCGAGUAAGAGUCAAGUGUUGAACGAACAAGCUUUUCUACUAUUCUACGUAAUUCAGAGUCUCGCUUGAAGAUGUGAUUGGGAGUGAGGCUGGCAUAAGUAGGAUACGUAUCAUAUACAUAAUAGUAAGAACGAAAGGACCCGUCAUUAUAUGAGAGGAACUUUGGAGAGCAGAGUGGAAUGCUGGAAUAUGGUAUACACAUAAAGUGCUUUGGGUUGGAGCUUCGGGCAUAAGGUUUUGCAUUCAAGGCGUUAACGUUGCGGGUAUUGCUUGGUGGGAUAUGGAGCAGGAUUUGGCUGGGGGUGCAUACUUGGUGAUUCAUGGAUGAUAGAGAUUUGAAGGGAGACGGAAAAGAGGGGAAAAAUGGGGGUUAUAAAAGGUGUUUCUUUAUUUCUCAAAGGGAAAUACUUGUUUAUAUUACUUUACAUAUACCCAUUAUACAA
This is a messenger RNA of Botrytis porri, 2029 nucleotides long. RefSeq lists its product as uncharacterized. NCBI's taxonomy places the organism in Eukaryota, Fungi, Ascomycota, Leotiomycetes, Helotiales, Sclerotiniaceae. The record is from RefSeq and is a predicted model, not a curated record. The transcript has 6 exons. Gene Ontology annotation, cellular component: nucleus; cytosol. Gene Ontology annotation, molecular function: cysteine-type deubiquitinase activity; cysteine-type endopeptidase activity; zinc ion binding. The coding region runs from base 90 to 1655 and encodes 521 amino acids.